AGCUGCCAGGCCACGGAAUCCUGGAGCAGAUGGACCGUGACGGAACCUAAAAACCCGCACCACAACCUGGGGGAAAAACCGGGACCGAACUGGGGAAGAAACGAUUAAAACUGGACAAUAACUGUUUGUAUCGGAGCUUUUAUCCGAUGUGAAUGCGCUUAAGUGGCCGGGCCUUUAACCCCAAAAUGGCCGACACCGAAGUCUCCUUAUCCCCUGGUCUCCGACCGCUCCACAGUAGCCCCGCUCACUCUGCCCAGCCACCUCCACCACCCUCCUCCUCUUCUCCCACUACUUUCUCUUGUCCUUCCUCACCCUCCAGUGCCUCUUCCUCCUCCUCUUCUUCUUCCUCUUCCUGCUCUGAGAGCUCCUCAGAUUGCCCCAACCACCGUCAUCAUCAUCACCACCACCACCAUCAUCCACGUCCUCAACUCCAGCUGCCCCCGCCUUCCCUCAGCGAGCAGCCGUCCUCUCCCAGCGCCAGCCCUCGCAGCUCCAGCCCCAGCGGGAGCAUUGGCAGCACCGGCAGCCUCGGCAGCAGCAGCGAAGGCAUCGGCAGCAGCGGCAUGUCGAGUGGCGGCGACCAGCGAGGUCCCAGUCCCCUGCUGGACGUCAUCUCAGAGGACGCCAUGGAGAUGGACUUAGGCGUUGACCAAGUAAUUGAUCCAGAAGUGGCUCUCAAGGCUUGUCAGGAAGUGCUUCUUAAAGUGAAGCUGCUCGACAACAAGCAGCAACAACAGUAUGUGGAGACGACAGAGUGCUGCAGUCCACAGUGGCACAACAACCCUGACACAAGCUCCAUCAAAGAGGAGGAAGAGAAUGAGGACGAAGGACAAAAGGAUGCCCCUACUACCCAGAAGGAAAUCCCUCCGGCAGCACCGUCAGAGGCUCCUUCGCCACCGGCUUCCAAGCAGUCGUGGCUGCUGCGCCUGUUUGAAUCCAAGCUUUUUGACGUUUCCAUGGCGAUCUCUUACCUGUACAAGUCAAAGGAGCCGGGGGUGCAGGCGUACAUCGGGAACCGCCUUUUCAGCUUCCCGGACGGUGAGGUGGACUUCUACCUGCCGCAGCUCCUGAACAUGUACGUGCACAUGGACACCGAGGUGGGAGACGCCAUCAGACCUUACCUGAUCCAUCGCUGCAGAUCCAGCAUCACCUUCUCUCUGCUGUCAGCCUGGCUUCUUGGCGCCUACUCCUCCGACAUGCACAUCUCCACGCAGCGCCACUCCAGAGGCACCAAACUCAGAAAGCUCAUCUUGUCAGAUGACCUCAAGCCUCGCUCAGAAGAACCUCGAUCCGUUUCAGGAUCUGUUUCCGACAGCCCGCUGUCCUCACCUCCUCAUCGGCACCGCAGGCACAACAGCAGCUGUGUGGAUGCCUGCACCUCCCCUUCCUUUGUUGCCGGCACCACCCCAGACAGCCCCGACCAGGGGGAGGUGUUUGUUUCUCCAGCCAAGAAGACCCACCAGAGAUCCAAGUCGGAUGCCACCUUGGCAAGCGGUCUCCCCGGCGCCGGUCUCAGACGAACAGGGAGCAACCCAAAGGUGGAGGCAGUCCAUGAGGAGCCGGAGCGUCUCCGUCCUCAGAGGGAGUUUGUUAAGUCUCUGUUCUGCAUCGGGAAGCAUUUGGCUACGCUGCCAACCAAAGAGCAGAAGACCCAGCGCCUGAUCUCAGAGCUGUCUCUGCUCAACCACAAGCUGCCGGCUCGGGUUUGGUUGCCGACCGCCGAGCACCAACACCAUGUCUGCAGGGUCCCCCACACCCAAGCUGUGGUGCUCAACUCCAAGGACAAGGCUCCGUACAUUAUUUACGUUGAGGUGCUGGAGUGCAACAGCUUUGAGACGUCUCCUGUUCCCACACGAAUCCCUGAGACCCGGAUCCGCUCGGCACGCUCUGCAGAGAACCUGGACUGCGGCACACCGGCUAACGGCAGCAUCAUGACGUCGGAACACAGAGCGGGAAGUUUCUCCACCGUCCCGAACUACGACAACGAUGACGAGGCCUGGGCCACAGACGAUAUCGGACAGCUGCAGGUGGAGGGGGAGGCUCAGACCAGCAGCAGUGACAACAUCAGCCAGUUUUCAGUUGACAGCAUCACAAGCCUGGAGAGCAAAGAGCCAGUGUUCAUCGCUGCUGGAGACAUCAGACGCCGUCUGUCGGAGAACCUCGCUCAGACACCCACCACCUUCAGGAGAGACCCAGAGGACCCGUCAGCCGUCGCCCUCAAAGAACCCUGGGAGGAGAAAGUCAGGCGGAUUAGAGAAGGCUCUCCUUACGGUCACUUACCCAACUGGAGGCUCCUAUCGGUCAUCGUGAAGUGUGGAGACGAUCUGAGACAGGAGCUGCUGGCCUAUCAGUUCCUCAAACAGCUCCAGUCAAUCUGGCAGCAGGAGAGGGUUCCUCUAUGGAUCAAGCCUUAUAAGAUCCUGGUGAUGUCCUCAGACAGCGGGAUGAUCGAGCCAGUCCUCAACGCCGUCUCUCUGCACCAGGUGAGAAAACAGAGUCAGCUGUCACUGCUGGACUACUUCCUGCAGGAACACGGCAGCUUCACCACUGAAGCGUUCCUCACAGCUCAGAGGAACUUUGUUCAGAGCUGCGCUGGAUACAGCCUCAUUUGUUACCUGCUGCAGGUCAAGGACAGACACAAUGGGAACAUCCUGUUGGACUCUGAAGGCCACAUCAUCCACAUCGACUUCGGCUUCAUUCUCUCCAGCUCUCCACGUAACCUCGGCUUUGAGACAUCAGCGUUCAAACUCACCUCAGAGUUUGUAGAUGUGAUGGGCGGCCUCGAUGGAGACAUGUUUAUUUACUACAAGAUGCUGAUGCUGCAGGGUCUGAUUGCAGCUAGAAAGCACAUGGAGAAAGUGAUGCAGAUAGUCGAGAUCAUGCAGCAAGGUUCCCACUUGCCCUGUUUCCACGGCUCCAGCACCAUCCGGGGCCUGAAGGAGCGUUUCCACAUGUCUCUGACGGAGGAGCAGCUCCAGCUGCUGGUGGAGCAGCUGGUGGAUGGAUCCAUGCGCUCCAUUACCACAAAACUCUACGACUCCUUCCAGUACGUCACCAACGGGAUCAUGUGACCUGUGACACGACUUCUUGAGAUGGUUGAGCGUCAGGAGAUAAUGUGGUACCGACUGGAUUUACUGGAUUUGAAUUUUGUGAUUCUUUUGGAAUCUUAUGGAUCAGAUCUGGGAAAAAGCAGAAUCGGGAUCAUUUUCAGAUCGCAAACACUAAACGGGAUGGGGGUAUCAGAUAUGCGUUUACUGUGCUGCUGCUGCCAGAUGGCUGGAAUAAUCUUGGACCUAAACCACUUCUACUGGGCUCUACUCUGAACCAGCACCCACAAGCUGCUGGUUUUGUUCUCUGGAUCAGUUUAGGGCUUUAAAGCUGUUGCUGUGAAACAAUUUAAUGGAGACAGAAAUGACCAUUUCAUUAUGAAGGAUUUAGUCAUUUAUUUUCAGGAACUUUCUCGAUCUUCAUAGUGCAGUAUGACAGGACUGUCAUUUUCUCCAGUUUUGACUGCUUAAAUGACAACAUGAUUAAUCAGUUAUUUACUAAACUCAUCCGCAGACGAGUUUGUGAGAUUUAUGACUGAAAGGUUGAUCUGUUUGUUCACAAUCUGAAUGACUAAUCUUCUGAUCUGGAAAUGCAUCAAGUGCUUUACAACAUACCACAUCUAUCAGUAAUAUCAACAGAUUUCCUAGCUGGAAAACAGAACAACUUGGUUCAAAUAAAUUUUUUAGCCUUAAAUGAUCAGAAGCCGUCAAAAAGGCCCCAGAAAUGUCCAACAGAGCCAACGUUUGUGGUGCAGUUUGUAAUAUUCUGCAAGAAAUUAUAUCAACCAGCUGUUCUCUGAUAAACCCUCUGGAAUGAAUUAAUAACUCUAACUGCACAAGAGUAAUAAAACAAAAAAAAUUUCUAGAGGUUUAUUCAUGUGGACAGUCUGACCUCUUCAAACCCAAAAAACACUUGCAAGACUAGUUCAACCCGACUGGGCAGCAAACACCAGCAAGAACGUUUGUGGCAUCUUCUAAACGACCGAGGACAUUAAUCGGUAUUUGAGGUUGUUCUUAAAGAACAGGAACAUUAAUGGGCAAAAGCACAUCCUGGGCUGAGGGUUGUUGUUAUUUCUGCAUCUGUUCUCUGGAUAAGCAGAGGAAAAUGCUUAGAGAUAGAAAAGAGACUUUAAUAUGUUUUCUUUUGCUUGGUGUGUGGGAAUAGUUUUGUCUCAGCUGGAUUCCUCACAAUGGUAUUUAUUUCACCAGACAGAUAUCACAGCUGCAAAAUCUGCUGCUGAUUCCUGCAACAGUGAAGGGAAAGUCUUCACCAGCUUAACAUAAGAGAUAUGAGACUUCUAAACCAGUAACUGAAUCGUUUAUCAUUCUUCAAUGCCAAAUAUUUAAAAAAAAAAAGUAUUUAAUUGCAAAUAAAGAAUCGUAUUUAAACCUAAAACGGGUGGUGACGGUGCAGAAAAGAUGGACAUGGUCUACCUAACUGAAAAGUGAAGCCAACGUAGAAACAUUUUUAAAACUGUAUUUUAUUGAAGGACCAACAGGGGGCGACACUUGACGUGGGAAUGGAGUUUUUUAACGAGGAGAAGGUUUUGUUAUGACUUUAAGGGGCUAAAUCAAUAGCAAAGGGAUGUUCAAACUAAAUGUUUAAUUCAUUUUGAGUUAAAAAAUCAGUAUUGGCUUCAGGAUAAAGCUGAUAAUGUGUUUUUAGGUUAAGGAAUAAUUCCUUUAAUAAUUAACGCAAUGCAUUGCUAGCUUUGUAGAUGUGAUUACUGUCUGGUGCAAAAACUUUCAUUGUUUGUUAGUUGUUGGUCUGAAUCAUAUUUCAGAUGGAAAAUUGUCAGAUUUUUUUGGGUUUUUUGUUUUGCACAUG
Girardinichthys multiradiatus is the source of this 4875-nucleotide messenger RNA. RefSeq names its product phosphatidylinositol 4-kinase beta-like. The record is from RefSeq and is a predicted model, not a curated record. NCBI's taxonomy places the organism in Eukaryota, Metazoa, Chordata, Actinopteri, Cyprinodontiformes, Goodeidae. The transcript has 14 exons. The coding region runs from base 153 to 3071 and encodes 972 amino acids. Gene Ontology annotation, biological process: phosphatidylinositol-mediated signaling; phosphatidylinositol phosphate biosynthetic process. Gene Ontology annotation, cellular component: cytoplasm; membrane. Gene Ontology annotation, molecular function: 1-phosphatidylinositol 4-kinase activity.